Molecule: messenger RNA, 899 nt
Organism: Yamadazyma tenuis ATCC 10573
Lineage: Eukaryota; Fungi; Ascomycota; Pichiomycetes; Serinales; Debaryomycetaceae
Source: RefSeq, a predicted model, not a curated record
GAAGACGAAGGGGCAACUAACACAAGAACCUCUAUUUCUGUGGCCAUAAUCUACUUCAAGCUCCGACAGAUCGACAGCAAGAUUCACAACAAAAUCUAUAGAGUGGAUAUUCCAUUUGAAGAUAUCCCCAGACAGAUAAUAGCGGAGAUCCAAGGGAAGAUGAAGCAUUGGCUUGAUAGCCUACCUUCAUAUUUGACCAAGCGUGAGUGUGACUACUGCCUUUAUUUGUAUAACAAACAAAUCAGGUCCUUGAUUGUUCCGUUCAUGAAUAGGCUUGAGGCGAACGACCCGCUUUUCAUUGAGUGUAUCAAGAGUUCCAUCAAUAUCUGCAAGUUGAACAGAAGAAUCCACGAUAGCCGUAGCUCUCGGCACAGGCUUUCAAUUGUAUCUCUUCAGACCAUAUUUUUGAGUGGAGUAACGAUCAUAUAUGGGUUGUUUUCCAGGAAAGUAAUAUGGGACUUUGAUGUAAGUGAAGGUCUCCGGAGCUGCUCUUCGACGUUGGUGCUAUUGGCUGAAAGAUGUCCGAGUUGCUCACAGUACCGAGACGCGUUUGAAAAGUUGUUCGAGCAAGUUAGUCAUGCAAGGAGCUUACAGCAAGGACUGUUGACAUCCGAUUACGAAAGACCAAUAGGGGGACUACUGAGUUUGACUGACUCCUCUGACAUGUUUGGACAGGACCAGUUUAUCAAAGAGGCCAAUAAAAGACACUUUAUUGACAAUAUGAAGACGUUUAACACUUUGGCCAACCUGGAGUACAUUCAAGAAGAAAACUUCGAUGUGCUAUUCGAUUUCUCUGACGUCGACACGAUCUUCAGGCGACUAGGAAACUUGAACAACAAUCAUUCCGGUCUCGGGAUUGAUCUUUAGCUGUUUAGUCAAUUUAUUUCACCCUUAUAUUA